CAAAAGAACCCUUAAAAAUAUGUCAUCUUCAUCAGCAGAAUCGAAAAUGGCCUUGGCCAAGACUGUUCUAUCGACAGUAGGCUCUGUUGCUGCGACAGCCAUGUUGGUUCGUUCGAUAUUUCAUGACUACAUUCCCCGGGAACUCCAUGAAUAUCUCUUCUUUGGACUUCGAAACAUGUUCACCAACUUCUCAAAUCAGCUAACAAUGGUGAUUGACGAAUUUGAUGGUCUGGUCAAUAAUGAAAUUUAUGAAGCUGCUGAGACCUAUUUGGGCAGCAAGUUGUCACCUAACAUCCAUCGACUUAAAAUCAGUAAGCCUGAGAAGGAGAAGAAUUUCAACAUCGCAAUGGAACGUAAUGAGGAGGUGACAGAUGUUUAUAAUGGACAGACAUUCAAGUGGAUUUGGCUCUGUAGACAAACACAGUCUACAAACUUCUAUAAUUCGAGGGACAUGAAUUCCACUCUAAAAUCUGAAAUCAGGUCCUUUGAGCUGACAUUUCACAAGAAAAACAAGGACCUUGUACUUAAUUCGUAUUUGCCUCACAUCAUGAAAGAAGCAAAAUUGCAAAAACACGUAAACAAGACGAUCAAGAUUCACACUGUGGAUUGCGAGAGAAUGUACAAUUUACACGAAAUGUGGAAGCCAGUGAAUCUUAAUCAUCCAGCCACUUUUGAGACAAUCGCAAUGGAAUCAGAUCAAAAAGACAUGAUCUUGAAAGAUUUGGAGAGAUUCGUGAAGAGGAAAGAUUAUUAUAGGAAAGUUGGCAAGGCAUGGAAAAGAGGGUAUUUGUUGUUUGGUCCUCCAGGGACCGGAAAAUCUAGUUUGAUUGCUGCAAUGGCGAAUUAUUUGAACUUUGAUAUAUAUGAUUUGGAGUUGACUUCGCUGAGGGGGAACAUGGAGUUACGGAGGUUGUUGGUUGCCACAGCCAAUAAGUCCAUUUUGGUGGUGGAGGACAUUGAUUGUACCAUUGAAUUGCAAGAUAACUUAGCUAAUCGAGCUACUGUUGUUCAUUCAAUUAAUGGUUUUGGUAUGCAAGAAAGCAAGGUGACAUUAUCAGGUUUACUGAAUUUUAUUGAUGGAUUAUGGUCGAGUUGUGGAGACGAAAGAAUCAUAAUUUUCACAACAAAUCACAUAGAGAAACUCGACCCUGCAUUGUUGCGACCUGGUAGAAUGGACAUGCACAUUCACAUGGCAUAUUGCACACCUUGUGGCUUCAAACUUCUUGCUACCAAUUACUUAGGGAUUAAAGAUCAUAAAUUGUUCAAAGAAAUUGAGGAAUUGAUUGACAUUGCCAAUGUGACACCAGCAGAAGUGGCAGAGCAAUUGUUGAAGGAAGAUGAAGUUGAGAAUUCCCUUAAAGGGUUGAUUAAUUUUCUUCACAAAAAGAUAAAAGAGAAUGAAGAGGUUAAGGCUAAGAAAGUGGAAAUAACACAAGUGGAAUCUGUUGAUGAGAAGAAGGAAAAUGUUGAAAAUGAGAUUAAAGAAAAGGAGGAAGAAAAGGUAUUACCAAAUGGGGAAAGUACUUAA
Messenger RNA from Solanum verrucosum, 1528 nucleotides. Its product is annotated as protein HYPER-SENSITIVITY-RELATED 4-like. The transcript has 3 exons. NCBI's taxonomy places the organism in Eukaryota, Viridiplantae, Streptophyta, Magnoliopsida, Solanales, Solanaceae. Gene Ontology annotation, molecular function: ATP hydrolysis activity; ATP binding. Bases 20 to 1528 code for a protein of 502 amino acids. The record is from RefSeq and is a predicted model, not a curated record.